Phytomonas sp. Hart1 is the source of this 892-nucleotide messenger RNA. The record is from the annotation of a GenBank genome assembly. Lineage: Eukaryota; Euglenozoa; Kinetoplastea; Trypanosomatida; Trypanosomatidae.
UUUUUACCAGUAUCGUUUAUUAUAAAAUCCAUUUCCUUAUUUUUAGUUCAAAAAGGGAUAUUAUUAAAUGUCGCGUGUACCGAUUAGCGAUGAGCAAGCACAGCAGAUGCUUGCCAAACAGCAGGCUCAGCAGGAAAAACGCGAGGCCUUUGAGGAGCAAAAGGAGAAUCUACUGCGGAGUUUUCUUUCUCCCGACGGACGGGAGCGAUUAAAACGGGUCGCGCAGGUGAAGGCGGAUCGGGCGGAAGCGGUGGAGCUGCAUAUUAUCAAAGCCGUUCAGCAGGGGAAGCUCCAGCCGCCGGUGAGCGAUACUGUCGUGAGGGAAUUACUCAGCCAAGUCGCCGGCAGCGAUACGAGCGGGAAGUCGAAUAUCACGAUUGUCCGCAAGCGAAUGGAUGAUGAUUGGUAAAUAAAAUCGAAAACAACAACUGAAAGGCAGUGGGAAGAUAAUAGGAAGGCUUGAGGUUGCCAUAUCAAGAAGCCUGCAGGUGGAAAGGGAAUCUUGGGUUUUGCAUGUUUGUUGAAUAUGUUGUUGUGGUUGAAUGGGAAAUAAAAGAGUCGAUAUUUUUUAUUUGUUUAUUCUUGGUUUAUGUAACCAGAGGUGCGUGAUAAGCAGUUUUCUUUUCUUUUAACGUUAUCAUUGAUUUUAUGUAUGCUUGCUUCACUGUUGAUGAACAAUAUUGUGCAAAAAAGUGUAGUGGGGUUGAGCGGAGAAGAAAAUACCGAUUUAGAAUAAUCAUAAGAAUAUACUUUAGACAGGACUGAUGACUACCCAUCCACACUUUCCAUUAUAAUGGAAGAGUACAAUAAAUAAAGUACGAUAAAUAUUGUUACAGGGAGAUUUAAACCCACAUGCAUAUAGAACAAACACCAUUUAUUAGUGUUUACCGGU